AUAUGGUGCUCUUGGGGUCCAAUAAAGAUUGAAGUAUGAGAAAAAUAUUCCCUCAUCACCUGCUGUUAAAAGUGGUUGCUGUGGCAACCCAGAAGUAAUCAAAAAUAAACAUUUCGCGUGUUGCCGAAGAAUAGCCUGGAGGAGGGAGGGGGUCUGGCUGCUCGGGCUGGAAUGGUUUUUUGGACAGGGGAGACAUUUGUUCAUGGCUUAUGAAAACAAGGAAUGCCGGCUCGUGUUGGAACAGUGCUUUACUUUAGCAGUCAAAUUAGAUAAGGUUUGUACUUUUUUUAUUCUGGUUUGCAGAGUUUUCUUGCCACAAGGUCAUGGCAGGUCAAAACCAAGGAUGCUUCAAAUUCUGGAUGUGGAGUGACACAUCUGGACAUAGGCUACAAUACAAGAUUUUAAAAAAUCUUUAAAACAUCUCCAUGCACUUGUGGUGUAUUACAUAUAUAUAUAUAUAAAAAAGGGAAUUCCUGUGUCCAAGGAUGACAUCAUACCAUGGUUGGGCAAUUUUGUUCUUUUUUCUAUCACAUCACAAGCAUCCGUUUCUCUUUGAGAAAUAGAACUUUUCAUAAAACAUCCUUGAGGCUGCUGUUAAGAGUUUAGUCUACUCUCAACUGGUCUCUAUACAAAAGGAAAUGACAAGGUCAGCACUGGGUCAGUGGUCAUCUGUUUGGACAGCAACACUGGAGGUUUUAGACAAACAGAACCCACCACGGAAAAAUCAGAAUAGAGGGGAAACUUUGAAUUGUAUUUUGUGCAUCUAAUUAAAUCCUUAAUCCUAAUAUUUCUUAUUCUGUGAGUUUACAGAGAAGAGAGCAACAUAAGACACCGCGCUACCCUGGUUUUGAGGGAGGAAUCGGCUGGGCCGCCUCUCAUGCUGUCAUAACUCAACAGCGCGAGGUGGGCAACUGACGGGACACCGCGCAGAAGUAGUCGUCAUCGCAGUCGAUUUUCCAGUCCCUGUAGCAAUAUCGUUACCAUAAGGAAAACAUCUGAGAAGUCUUGGAUUAAACCGAUUUUCUGCGGGAUAAAAACACUUCGAAAAAUAUUUGCAUUGUGGACCUACAACUCUUCGGGUUUUUUUCAGGCAACAUGGGGGCUAAACAGUACUUUGCAUUUUGGAUCUUAUUCUCUGUGUGGCAAAUGAAUUGUAUGUGUGAGCCACUGGACAAACAGGACAUGCAAGUGAUCGACCUGCUGGCACUUCAGGAUCUCAAGCAGACAGUGGCUGCGGUGGAGAAGGUGUCUGGAGCUAUGAAAACCCUCAGUGACAUCUACAUCGCCUCCACCCUCCGCCUGCCACCCAAAUUGGGUGGCGUGCUGCUGGGCUUCUACAACAAACAGGAUAACAAGAAGUUCUUGGAGAUUGCCGUCAUGGCCAAGAUCAACAAAGUCCUGGUGCGCUAUGUAAGGCCGGAUGGUAAGCAUCACACUGUCAACCUCCAGAAUGCUAACCUGGCAGAUGGAAGGACACACUCCAUUAUCUUAAGGGUUGGGGGCCUUCGGCGAGAACACCUGCACUUGGAACUCUAUGUGGACUGUCGAUUGGUUGACUCAGGCCAACGUCUUCCCCAGCUAGUGUCUCUGCCUUCUAAUCCAGAAGCAGUGGAUAUUCGUAAUGGCCACAAGGCCUAUGCAAGACUACAGGGUGCAGUGGAGUCUCUGAAAGUGGCACUAGGGGGCAGUGUGGCAACAGCGGGAGCUCUCACAGCCUGCCCCUUCCAAGGGGAUUCCUCAUCCUACAACACAGUAAACGGAGAGAUGGGCUCCAUACUUGGGGACCACACAAAAGCUCUGAUUGGGCAGCUGAUCAUUUUUAAUCAGAUCCUGGGAGAGCUCAGAGAAGACAUCAGGGAACAGGUGAAAGAAAUGUCUCUGAUCAGAAACACUAUUUUGGAGUGCCAAGUAUGUGGCUUCCAUGAACCCCGCUCGCGAUGCUCCCCAAACCCCUGCUUCAAAGGGGUGUCCUGCAUGGAGACCAUGGACUACCCAGGGUACCGCUGCGGGCCCUGCCCGGACGGCAUGAGAGGAAAUGGAACCUACUGCCAAGACAUUGAUGAGUGUUACCUGGCUCAGCCCUGUUACUCUAAUGGUGCGUGUGUGAACACAGCAAAAGGCUUCACUUGUGAACCCUGUCCCCCAGGACUGUGGGGGCCACCAGUUAUGGGAGUCGGCGUGGAGUUUGCCAAGACUCAAAGACAGGAAUGUGUGGAUAUUGAUGAGUGUGUUGAAAUCAGCAACGCCUGCACCCCCAACUCUAUUUGCACAAAUACCUUUGGCUCAUACAUGUGUGGAGGCUGUAAAGUUGGAUACAUGGGUAACCAGACAGCAGGCUGCCACCCACGGAAGUCCUGUGCCUCCCUCAGUUUCAACCCUUGUGACACCAAUGCCCACUGUGUCAUCGAGAGGAAUGGAGUGGUGUCCUGCGCGUGUAAUGUGGGCUGGGCUGGUAAUGGUAAUACCUGUGGAAAGGACACUGACAUUGAUGGGUACCCUGACCGCGCUCUGCCCUGCAUGGACAAUGACAAGCACUGUAAGCAGGACAACUGUGUAUUCACCCCGAACUCAGGCCAGGAGGACGCAGACAAUGACGGGAUUGGGGAUCAAUGUGAUGAGGAUGCGGAUGGAGACGGAAUCAAGAAUGUGGAGGAUAACUGUCGGCUGGUGGCCAACAAAGACCAACAAAACUCAGACACAGAUUCUUUCGGUGAUGCUUGUGACAACUGUCCCAACGUCCCCAACAGUGAUCAGAAGGACACCGAUGGCAAUGGAGAAGGGGAUGCAUGUGACAAUGACAUUGAUGGAGAUGGCAUCCCUAAUGUACUCGACAACUGUCCAAAAGUGCCCAAUCCCAUGCAGACAGAUCGAGAUAGGGAUGGUGUUGGAGAUGCUUGUGAUAGCUGUCCUGAAGUCAGUAAUCCCAUGCAGACUGACAUUGACAAUGACCUGGUGGGAGAUGUAUGUGACACCAAUCAGGACAGCGAUGGAGAUGGCCACCAGGACUCCCGGGACAACUGCCCAGACAUCCCAAACAGCUCUCAGUUAGACUCUGACAAUGACGGUCUUGGAGAUGACUGUGAUGAUGAUGACGAUAACGAUGGCAUUCCUGAUGAGAGUCAUUAUGGCGGAGAUAACUGUCGUCUGAUACCUAACCCCAACCAGAAAGAUUCUGAUGGAAAUGGUGUUGGUGAUGUAUGUGAAAAUGACUUUGACAAUGACUCUGUGUUGGAUCUGGUGGACGUUUGCCCAGAAAGUGCUGAGGUCACCCUGACAGACUUCAGAGCUUAUCAGACAGUCAUUUUAGACCCAGAGGGUGAUGCUCAAAUUGACCCCAACUGGGUUGUGCUUAACCAGGGUAUGGAGAUUGUCCAGACAAUGAAUAGUGACCCAGGAUUGGCUGUGGGGUACACGGCUUUCAACGGGGUGGAUUUUGAAGGCACAUUCCAUGUCAACACAGUGACUGAUGAUGACUACGCAGGCUUCAUCUUUGGAUAUCAGGAUUCAUCUAGCUUCUAUGUGGUGAUGUGGAAACAGACGGAACAGACUUACUGGCAGUCAGUUCCGUUCAGGGCCAAGGCGGAGCCUGGACUGCAGCUGAAAGCGGUGAAGUCUCACACCGGUCCUGGUGAGUACCUGAGAAAUGCUUUGUGGCACGCAGGUGACACUGAAGGGGAAGUGAAGCUGUUGUGGCAGGACCCACGCAACGUGGGGUGGAGUGACAAGACCUCCUACCGCUGGCACCUCAGUCACAGACCCCAGGUGGGCUACAUCAGAGUGAGACUCUAUGAGGGGACUGAGAUGGUGGCCGAUUCAAAUGUGGUGGUUGAUACUACUAUGCGGGGUGGUAGACUGGGUGUCUUCUGCUUCUCCCAAGAGAACAUAAUUUGGUCGAACCUACGUUAUCGCUGUAAUGACACUAUUCCAGAAGACUUCAACCGCCACCGUGAAAGCACUAUGGUGCACAUACAUGUGUGAGCAUAGGGAUGAUGAUGAUGGUUUGCCAGCGUGUGAGUGAGUGAGGGGAGUUAAGAUGGCCACUGUGCCCAGCACUGACACCAGCACACAUGGCCUGCACAGCAUCAACAGUGCAAGUGCGAGGGCAUUGCUUUCUUUAAGAGGGGGUGGACUUUCAAAGAUCGGCCACUACCAACAGACUCCAUCACACUGGACUGAAAAACACAACAAAACGGCAUCAUCAUAGGGCGAUGGUGAGAAAAAAUAAAGAAAAAAAUAUAGAACAGCGAUGGAUCAACAUCACCAUGAAGAUGAGGUUAUUGUGCCAAGGUGGAAAUGUCACUAUCCUUGCUCAGUGGAUGAUGAUCAUGAUUACUAGUCCGUAACAUUUUUGGGGAGUUUUAUGUACAGGCUUUACAAGAAUAAAGGGAUUACUGGUGGGUA
Clupea harengus (Atlantic herring) is the source of this 4401-nucleotide messenger RNA. It is a transcript of the gene thbs3a, whose product is annotated as thrombospondin 3a. Gene Ontology annotation, biological process: cell adhesion. The transcript has 23 exons. The record is from RefSeq and is a predicted model, not a curated record. Bases 1096 to 3978 code for a protein of 960 amino acids. Gene Ontology annotation, molecular function: calcium ion binding; heparin binding. Gene Ontology annotation, cellular component: extracellular region. NCBI's taxonomy places the organism in Eukaryota, Metazoa, Chordata, Actinopteri, Clupeiformes, Clupeidae.